AUGAGGCUGUGUUAUGUACUAGCCCCGUCUUUUAAAGACUCGCCUGAUUUCACUACCGCCAAAAUAACUUCGCUUAGCGAGUUACCACCCCCCCAAACCGUCAAAAUUUCACCCUCAACGGACGCUCUGCGUUACGCACAAGCCCAAGAUCCGCCAGGAUGGCCCAAUUCACUACCCCAAACAUCGCCUCUAAGGCAAAAUCCCAAUCAAGAUCUUCCCAUCAAUUUCACAGCAGACUUCGAGCUCUUCGGUCCAGCAGAUCCUUCUCCCAAUCCAAUCAACAGGAGGACGCAAGAACCCCUCAACUCGACUUCUCGUGCGAUCCCUGAUUUGACUUCUUCAACCUCAGCUUCAGCUGUUGGAAACGUCAACGACGCUGUCUUCAAUCUCGGUUACACCACUUCCCUGCCAACCAACCGCUCGUCCUUUGUCCCUGUCCAACGCUCUCCAUUCGUCAACCCCGCUUCGGACUUCAAUCCCGCUCUCAUAGAGACUCUCUCCGACAACCACCGAUCACAUCUUAUUCGAGGUAAUUCUUCCCCCAUUAAUAUUCCCAUUAUUCCCAUUAUUCCCGUUCCCAUCUCCACUCUCACACUUCCCCCAAUCAACUCCAUCUUCGACUCUGUCGAUAUGGAAAUGACGGAAACCGAAAUGGAAACAGAAACGGACACUUUAGCCAUGUAUCUAGACUAUUCCUCCUGUUCUUCCUCUCCUUCUUCUUCUUCUGAAUCCCCGCUAAACAUCAAUAUUAACAAAUCUUCAGAGUUCAACAAGCGACAGAGAAACAUGGAAGAAGAGCUGUUGUCCCUGGCAGCCCUCGAGGCUUCGCCAUUCCACGCCAACGACAUGACCUUCUCCCCCAACGGGCCCCUCUUCCACGACUUCUCCCCGUUCAUCGGUACUCUCCACACCGGAAGGACCAAUGACACUCUCGACGACUCCUCUCCAAUGGACACUCCUCUCUUUGGUCUUGACGAUGGAAUUCCCGAGGAAUGGCCCACCCUCUUCCCCACCGAGGAUGCCAUCAACCCUUCUUCCUCCACAGACAUCCUCGUCAAUCCCGCCGCUCUGAUGAUCGGUGGAGACUCCUCUUCUACCCCCCCGCUCACUGCCAUCAUCCCAUCCAGGCAGUUUUCUAACGACUCUAACAACUCUCUCACCCCACCAUCGCCUUCUAUGAAGUCAAGGUCGGCUUCCAACGCCCAGAAGAGAUCUUCUCUGACCGGUAUCAGCCGGAGGAAAGCCGCGGCCGAUCUGCCUCCUGUGCAGUUCGACCCUUCCAACCCAGUAGAUAUCAAGCGAGCGAGAAACACAAUGGCUGCUCGUAAAUCCCGAGCAAGACGAGUCGAGAAGAUGGAGGAAUUGGCAGAGGCCGUCGAGAAGCUGCAGGCUGAGGCCCAGCAGCUCAAGGAGGAGAAGGAGUUCUACAAGAACCUAGCUCGACAGCACGGUGCCCUAGUUGAUUGA
This is a messenger RNA of Orbilia oligospora ATCC 24927, 1467 nucleotides long. RefSeq lists its product as uncharacterized. Bases 1 to 1467 code for a protein of 488 amino acids. Gene Ontology annotation, biological process: regulation of DNA-templated transcription. Gene Ontology annotation, molecular function: DNA-binding transcription factor activity. The transcript is spliced from 2 exons. The record is from RefSeq and is a predicted model, not a curated record. Lineage: Eukaryota; Fungi; Ascomycota; Orbiliomycetes; Orbiliales; Orbiliaceae.